Sparassis crispa is the source of this 1233-nucleotide messenger RNA. RefSeq names its product Aspartate aminotransferase, cytoplasmic. The transcript has 8 exons. Lineage: Eukaryota; Fungi; Basidiomycota; Agaricomycetes; Polyporales; Sparassidaceae. Gene Ontology annotation, molecular function: pyridoxal phosphate binding; L-aspartate:2-oxoglutarate transaminase activity. Gene Ontology annotation, cellular component: cytosol. The record is from RefSeq and is a predicted model, not a curated record. Gene Ontology annotation, biological process: L-aspartate biosynthetic process. The coding region runs from base 1 to 1233 and encodes 410 amino acids.
AUGGCUGCAGAAACAUGGGACGGCGUUCCCCUUGCCCCGCCAGACAGUAUCUUCAAGCUCACUGCGGCAUAUAAAACGGACCUGCACCCACACAAGAUCAACCUUGGGGUGGGCGCGUAUAGAGACGACAACAGCAAGCCGUGGGUGCUGCCCGUCGUUAAGAAGGCGACUAAGAUCCUGCUGAAUGAUCCCGCGCUCGACCAUGAGUACCUCCCGAUCACUGGACUGCCCGAGUUCACCGACUCGGCCGCGCGCCUCAUUCUAGGACCAGAUUCGCCUGCACUGGCGCAAAAACGCGUCACGAGCGUGCAGACUAUCUCUGGCACGGGCGCGAACCACCUCGGCGCGCUCUUCCUGAGCAGGUUCUACAACUGGAACGGCGAGAAGCAGGUCUUCUUAAGUGACCCUACGUGGGUAAACCACUUCGCGAUAUUCCGCGGCGUGGGCGUAAAUCCACUUACGUACCCGUACUACGACGCGCGCACGAUCGGGUUGGCGUUCCCUCAGCUCCUUUCUACCCUGCGCGACGCGCCAGCCGGCUCCGUGUUCCUUCUCCACGCAUGUGCACAUAACCCGACCGGUGUCGACCCGACGCGCGCGCAGUGGGGCCAGAUCGCGGACGCGAUGCUCGAGAAGGGUCAUUUUGUGUUUUUCGACUGCGCCUACCAGGGCUUCGCGAGCGGCGACUUGGACGCGGACGCGUGGGCGGUGCGCGAGUUCGUGCGGAGGGACGUCCCGUUGUUGAUCUGUCAGAGUUUCGCGAAGAAUGCGGGGUUGUAUGGUGAGCGCGUCGGCGCGCUGCACGUCAUCGCGCCGACGGAGGAGGCCGCGACCCGCAUUAAGAGCCAACUGUCUGUCCUCACGCGCAGCGAGAUUAGCAACCCGCCUGCGCACGGUGCGCGUCUGAUCGCGCUGAUUCUGAACGACUCUGCGCUGUUUGAGGAGUGGAAGCGUGACAUCCGGACGAUGGCCGGGCGGAUCAUCGCUAUGCGCAAGGAGCUGCGUAGGCUGUUGACUGAGGAGCUGAAGACGCCCGGAAAUUGGGACCACAUCGUGAACCAGAUUGGGAUGUUCAGUUUCACUGGGAUCAGCGCGGAACAGAGCCAGGCGCUGACGGACAAGACACAUAUCUAUCUGACGACGAACGGGAGGAUAUCGAUGGCGGGUUUGAACAGCCACAACAUACGGUACUUUGCGGAGAACCUAGACAAAGUGGUGCGGGGCCAGUUGUAG